Molecule: messenger RNA, 285 nt
Organism: Acanthocheilonema viteae
Lineage: Eukaryota; Metazoa; Nematoda; Chromadorea; Rhabditida; Onchocercidae
Source: the annotation of a GenBank genome assembly
AUGAAGACGCGGGAGGUGGUGGAAAAGGGGAGGGUUAAAAGAGAGUGGCCACUGGUUUGGAACGUUUCCAUUGUUCGUGUGAGAUGGAUCGGUGGAGCUGGUAGCAGUGAUAGUAUUGGUGGAGCUGGUAGCAGUGAUAGUACUGCUGAGGCCGCUAGUCCUAGGCAACAAUGGUACGGUGCGGUGCGGUGCGGUGCGGCGUGGCAGUGCGGUGCGGCGGUGCGGCGGUGCGGCCGAUGCGGCAAAGAGGAAAGUAUACUCGAUGAUAUUCCUUUACCAUUAUAG